Messenger RNA from Trematosphaeria pertusa, 2070 nucleotides. Its product is annotated as nonsense-mediated mRNA decay protein-like protein 3. Gene Ontology annotation, biological process: ribosomal large subunit export from nucleus. The transcript is spliced from 4 exons. Gene Ontology annotation, molecular function: ribosomal large subunit binding. Gene Ontology annotation, cellular component: cytoplasm; nucleus. NCBI's taxonomy places the organism in Eukaryota, Fungi, Ascomycota, Dothideomycetes, Pleosporales, Trematosphaeriaceae. The record is from RefSeq and is a predicted model, not a curated record. The coding region runs from base 175 to 1707 and encodes 510 amino acids.
CCACAACCCUUCGACUCACUUCGGGGCUCUAAAACGCAACAACCGCCCUCUUUGUACUCCAUAUACUCUUUCUACGAUACCGGGGGCUCGGGUUUUAGGAGCUCGUCUAUCUCUUCCCUCACACCGACCCUGCCAUCCCAACACCCAAACUCUCUUCGAUACCCGUUUCCCACAAUGGAGGUCGACGCGCCACUCCAGUUUACACCCGCGCCUAAGAAUGCCGCAACCGUUCUUUGCGCCGACUGUGGCGCAGCUAUAGAUGGAACUCAGUCUGCGGGUGCAUUUUGCUACGAUUGCUUGAAGCUCAAGACCGACGUUACUUCAGGAAUCCAACGCGAAGCUACUCUCCAUCAAUGCCGAGACUGCGACCGCUGGCUGAACCCCCCUAUGUCCUGGGUCGUAGCCCAGCCUGAAUCAAGAGAGCUGCUCGCGCUUUGCCUCCGAAAACUACGAGGCUUGAACAAGCUACGCAUCAUAGACGCGAGUUUUAUCUGGACAGAACCGCAUUCGAGGCGCAUCCGCGUAAAGAUCACGGUCCAGCAGGAAAUCGGUGACGGUGCCAUCCUUCAGCAGUCUUUCGAGGUAGAAUACGUGCAGAACUAUCAGCAGUGUCCGGAUUGCGCGAAGAGCUACACACACAAUACUUGGCGGGCUUGCGUCCAGGUCCGGCAGAAGGUGCCGCAUAAGAGGACGUUCUUGUAUCUGGAGCAAUUGAUCCUGAGGCAUUCGGCGCAUAAGGAUACGAUUAACAUCAAGGAAUGCCACGAUGGCAUCGAUUUCUUCUUCGCCCAGCGGAACCACGCUGAGGGAUUUGUGGAUUUUCUCAAGGCCGUGGUGCCUGUCAACGUCAAGAAGUCGCAAGAACUCAUCUCAAUGGACAUCCAUACUAGCACCAAGUCCUACAAGUUCUCCUACUCUGCGGAAUUAGUUCCUAUCUGCAAAGACGAUCUCGUAGUGCUUCCGCUUCCCCUUGCACGGAAAAUUGGCAACAUCACGCCAAUGACGCUUUGCUACCGUAUUGGCACGUCCCUGAACCUCAUGGACCCCACUACGCUUCAGACGGCAGAUGUAGACACCGCUCUCUACUGGCGGACCCCGUUUCGGCCUCUUGCGGACGUACAGGACAUGGUAGAGUUCAUUGUUCUGGAUAUUGAACCCCUGGGCGCGCAGAAGGGCCGGUUUUUCUUAGCCGAAGCAACGGUUGCCCGAGCAAGCGACAUGGGCUCCAAUGACAGCACCUUCUACACGCGCACACAUCUAGGCGGGAUCCUGCAUGUCGGCGACUCUGUCAUGGGAUACCACCUCUCGGGCACGAAUUUCAACAACGAUCUCUAUGACAAGCUAGAAGAGUCCAAAAUGGGGUCCAUGAUCCCGGAUGUCGUGCUGGUGAAGAAGCACUACAACCGGUCCAAGAAGUCCAAGAACAAGCGCAACUGGCGUCUCAAGCGCAUGGCCAAGGAAGAGGGCGAGAUGCUGCCCAGGAAACAAGAUCAAGAGCGUAUGGAGCGCGAUUUCGAGUUGUUCCUCAGGGAUGUGGAGGAGGACGCCGAGCUGCGGGCCGGCAUGGCGCUGUACAAGGCGCAGCAACAGCAGCAGAUGGCCGAUGCUAUGGACACGGAAGAGAGCGAAUUCGCAGAGGAUGAGGGCCUUGCGAUUCCGAUGGAGCAGUUGCUCGACGAGCUGGAGGAUAUGACGAUGGAGGGGUAGACCUGUUGGUUUGCUUCCUCACUAUCUCGUUACUAGCAUUGGCAUGACUGCAUUUACGUCGGCGUUGGUGGAGGAACGGCAUCCUCACAUUUUGCGGAUAUGUACAGCGAUGGCUUAGACAUCGUGUGGGGACUGUUUCACAGUGAGCAAAAGUUUAUAAACAAUUUUCCCCAGCUUUGCCGCUGAUGGAAAUAUAUAGUGUGUUUAUGGCGAUGUUUCAUCGAUUGAAUGAUCUAAAACCGCCCAAUGGGGCGACCUUGACUAAAAGUGGUCAGGCCAUCAAACCUGUUUUAGGCAGUCUGGAGGAGUGGAAACCUGGGAAUACGAGGCGGGUGAAGACCCGAGUUGGAGGCAAAGACAAAC